UCCGGCGGGGCGGGAGCUCGCUGGAUGAUUUCCGGCGGGGCGGGCGAAGUCGCGGCGAUUCUGCUUUGGCGGCGGCGGCGGCGGCGGCGUAAUGACCACGCUCCGGGCCUUCACCUGCGACGACCUGUUCCGCUUCAACAACAUUAACUUGGAUCCACUUACAGAAACUGUAUCCUUUUUUAAAAAAAAAAAAAGUUAAAUGAAGGCUUACUAAAAGGAAAAUAGAGAAACAAAGGAAAAAAAUAGACUAGUACUGAAAAACUUUAAAACCUUUAGAUCUGGAAACAUCAUAAACAACAUUGUAAGCAAUUUAAAUAAACAGGGAAGAAGAUUUGUCUUAAACUUGCCUAACAAGUUGCUAAUAUGGUGACCUCAUAAACCUGUAACAGUACAGCUACACUGCCCAGCUUCCCCUCAGUAGUAUGGGUGUACACAACAGAAAGUAGUGAGUUCAGCAAGAUGGGUUAUUUCUGUGUGUUCUGAAUGAAGUCUAGAAAUGAUGAGCAGUCUAGGGCAGGUGGUGGUUCCAUGUAGUCACCAGUGACCAGGUUCUGCACUUGAACCACUCUGCCAUUCCCAGGGUGGCCUUGGCCUUCCUAUUCCAUGGCUGCCAGAGCAGACAGCAUCACAUCCAUGUUGCUGGCAGAAGGAUCAACAGAGGGGAAGUAUCUUGCCCAUUGGCCAGAGUAUUUCAUUGUUGCAGAGGCACCUGGUGGAGAGUUAAUGGGCUAUAUUAUGGGUAAAGCAGAAGGCUCAGUUGCUAGGGAAGAAUGGCAUGGGCAUGUCACAGCUCUGUCUGUUGCCCCAGAAUUUCGACGCCUUGGUUUGGCUGCUAAACUUAUGGAGUUAUUAGAGGAAAUCUCAGAAAGAAAAGGUGGAUUUUUUGUUGAUCUCUUUGUAAGAGUAUCUAACCAAGUUGCAGUCAACAUGUACAAGCAGCUGGGCUACAGUGUAUACAGGACGGUCAUAGAGUACUAUUCAGCCAGCAACGGGGAGCCCGACGAGGAUGCUUAUGAUAUGAGGAAAGCACUUUCCAGGGACACUGAGAAGAAAUCCAUCAUACCGUUACCUCAUCCUGUGAGACCUGAAGACAUUGAAUAACCAUGGGCAGUGGUUCUUAGGUUGAUGCUCCAGAUAUUUUAUGGACAAUAUUAUUUUCAUUGGAUGGCAUUAGAGUUCUGUUAGAGAAAAGUGCUCAUUUAGAUCUUAAAGACUUCAAGAAAAUGUUUUAAAUUUUACUGUUUCCAGGUAGCAACAUCAUACCUACUGAAGCUGUCCACUGUAAUAAAAUUCAGUCAGAAAGGCAGCUAAGUCAGAUGGAAACAUUCUGUCAGAGUUCAUAAUAUUCACUAUAUGCUAGGGGGAAAAAGGCCCCAAUCUCCUCAUAAAUUCUAUGCCUGAGAACCACUGCUGCAUAUAUAUAUAUAUAUAUAUAUUUUAUUUUGUAUUGAACUAUUGAUUGAAGCUUUAAAACCAUAUAUGAAAUGUUAAAUCUAAGAUGUAUAAUAAAGUGCACUGUUGACUCUA
Messenger RNA from Myotis lucifugus (little brown bat), 1527 nucleotides. It is a transcript of the gene NAA20, whose product is annotated as N(alpha)-acetyltransferase 20, NatB catalytic subunit. NCBI's taxonomy places the organism in Eukaryota, Metazoa, Chordata, Mammalia, Chiroptera, Vespertilionidae. The record is from RefSeq and is a predicted model, not a curated record. Gene Ontology annotation, molecular function: protein-N-terminal amino-acid acetyltransferase activity. Gene Ontology annotation, biological process: N-terminal peptidyl-methionine acetylation. The coding region runs from base 604 to 1101 and encodes 165 amino acids. Gene Ontology annotation, cellular component: NatB complex. The transcript is spliced from 6 exons.